AAACCUGCAUUUGAAGAUCCGGAAGUGGAGAGCGCGAUACACGCGUAUUUGAUCAAGGCUGAGAUUCAGAUGGGAAGAAAUUUCAGUUUGGCUCAAUGGAACGAUUCGAUCGGGGAUGAGGUUGACAUGAUCAAAGUGGUUACUUUUACCUCAGAGCAUAAACCGUUGAAACUCCAUUGUAGGGCAUUGUUCGCUUUCCACGAGAAAACGGUGGAUUAUGACUUUUUCACCGCAACAAAUGACGCGUGUUUGGUAUUUGAUUCUCGACUGGUUGUUGACAUCAAUUUUCACACCAACGAUCCGGCUAUUCGGGCUGCUGGUCCGGUGACUAAGUUGCAACGGAUCUACUACAAUGAUAUGUGGCGGCAUGAAUUAGGAAACAGUCGCGAGGUUGGUCAAAAUCUCGGUCAACAAUUAUUGGACCUGUUCAAUCCAUUCAAAAACACUCCAGCUGACCCGAUUCGAGAUGGCUGCCAUUUAUUGCCUGUAUUUGAGCAUCCGAAGAUUGUCAGUUGCGAAUUACCCGGUGGUUAUUAUUACCUAUCGGUAACCAAACCUGAUUUGUAUGCACCGUUGGAGAAGCGAAUGCAGUCGGAAGACUUUGUAAGUAUGGCCACUAAAACAAACGUGAAACAUAGCAGUGUGUGGGCGUGUGAAUGA
This is a messenger RNA of Echinostoma caproni, 660 nucleotides long. The record is from the annotation of a GenBank genome assembly. Lineage: Eukaryota; Metazoa; Platyhelminthes; Trematoda; Plagiorchiida; Echinostomatidae.